Striga asiatica is the source of this 2223-nucleotide messenger RNA. NCBI's taxonomy places the organism in Eukaryota, Viridiplantae, Streptophyta, Magnoliopsida, Lamiales, Orobanchaceae. The record is from the annotation of a GenBank genome assembly.
CUUGGAACAAUUCACCGACCGUCAUAACAUCACCACAUAUGUGCUGUGCCUCUCUCUCUCACACACACAUCAAGAUACAAAUACAAAUAUCCGAUAGAUGUGCUUAUUUUCUGUCUCUCUUGCCUGAGCUUCAUAAUUUUGUUCUUUUUCUAGGCCUUUCUUGCUUUGUCUUUCGCUGGAUUAUCCAUCAUUUUCAGGCCUUUUUUUUUUCUCAAGAAUUAGUCAAAAAGAGAGAUCUUUAUUAGUCAGAGAAAAUUACGCCAUUUUUAUGAGUUCCCGUCAGCUUUUCCUUUGCAGCUGGUAACCCCUUUUUACUCGCGUCUGAUCUGAGGUAGUUUGUGCUUGGGGAAAUUUUGGAGCUUGUAAUUAUGGCAUCACCCCUUAUGAAGUCCAAUAGAAUGAAGAGGACUGAAUCAAAGAAGUCUCACUCAUGGUGGUGGGAUAGCCACAUUAGUCCCAAGAAUUCUAAGUGGCUACAAGAGAACCUUGAAGAAAUGGAUGAGCUCGUGAAGAGGAUGCUAAAGCUCAUAGAAGAGGACGCUGACUCAUUCGCGAAAAAGGCCGAGCUUUACUUCAAAAAACGUCCCGAGCUCAUAGCCCUCGUCGAGGACUUCUACCGAAUGUACCGCUCGCUCGCCGAGCGCUACGACAAUGUCACGGGCGAGCUGCGGCGUAACAUUCCCUCCGACCUCCAUUCCCAGGGCUCGACAGCAUCUGAUGUCACAGUCGAGCCAUCCCCCGACCGCCGGCCCGCCCGCACCAAAUCGGGCCCACGGGCCGCCGGUUUCGAUGUCUUCCUCGGCAGUGACCGGAGCAGCAAGGAGGGCGAUGAAGAGUCGUCGACUCUCGACUCCGAGUCGGAAUCCGAUGAUGACUCAUCCUCCACCAAUAACUACGCUGAGCAGCCUGAGGGUGAGCUGCAGGGGAAACUUCCUCGGCUGCAGAAGGAAGAGAGUUAUGGGAGUUCUGAUUUUUCUUCCAAGUUACAGGCUUACGAGGAUGAGCUGAGGCGUUCGAGGGAGAAUAUCCGGAAAUCGGAGGAGGAAGUCGCGCGGCUGAUGGCUGAGCUUGAGAAAUAUAAAUCUCUCGAGAAAAGCUCGGAAUUCGUGCAAGAAUCGGAGCGAAACGAUGAUGUCUUUGAGGUUCGAGAAGGUUCAAAUGUUCCGGAAUCGGGAGAGGGAAAGUUCCGUGAGCUUGAAGAGGAAGUGGCGAACUUGAGAAAAGAACUCACGAGCAAGGGCUUAGCCCUGCAGAGCUUGCAGGAGCAGCUGAAAACGGUCCAAAAGGAAAUUCCCGUCUGGAAAAACAAGGUCGAGAGGGAAAAACGCGAGGUUACGAAGCUUCAGGACAGGAUGACGAGGUACAAGAAUAACCUGUCUGAACGAGAUCAGGAAAUCAGGGGGCUUCAGGAGGCGAUAUCGAACGCAAACAAGACACUGUCUGAAGAAAACGAGCGGCUCAAAUCUGAAAUAACUAAAAUCACUAAAGAACGGGCCUAUCUCGAGGAUAAUCUGAAGGAGUUCGAUCUACGGUGCCAGUUGUUGGAGGAGGACGUGAGACGGGCCAAGGCUGCGACAACCGAGACAGAGGCCGUUUUUGGAAUUCAGAUCGAACGGUUGAAGGCUGAGAUUGCCGAGCGAGACGAGCUCCUUGAAGAAUUAGAAUCGAAAUACGAGAAGCUAAUGGAUGUGAAACACGAGCUGGAUGAGCGGGUUGGUGAGAUGAGGGAGCACCUGGAUCAUCUGCACUCGCAGCAUGCUGAGCUGAUUGGGGACGCUGACGUGGCGCGUAGGUCGGCUGAGGAGUUGCGGUUGAAGGUCGAGGAGCUCGAGAGGGAGGUCGGGAGAAAGGAAGAAGCUUUAGUUGAAGGGGCUGAGGGAAAACGGGAGGCCAUCAGGCAGCUCUGCUUCUCGCUCGAGCAUUACCGCAUGGAGUAUUGUGAGCUUCGGGAGGCUGUCAUGGCGCACAAGAGAUCGGUUAUGGCAGCCUGAGUUUUUCUAUCCAUGUCUUUUCAGGUCUGGGGUUUCUUGAUCUUCUNUGGAGAUAAUAAAAGAGGUAGUUGGCCUACUUGAUAAGACACUUUCAACUUUCAAGUGGUUUAUUUUUCUCAACUGUGAGGUUACAUAUGUUUGAAGGGAGGAACAUUGAGAUGUUAUAGUAAUUGCCAUUGUUUUUUAACGACAGUAGUCUUUGAUAGUUCUGAAUUUAAAAUUUCAGUGUUUG